UUGCGGAGCGGCUGAAGUGGCCGGGAGAAGGAGCAGGCGGAGGAGGGAGAGGCGCGCUGCUGCCUUCAGCAGUUGGAUGUAUUUUCCAUCAUGGUGGGUGAAAGAAGGAAUGGAAACCUUGGGCCAAAACUACAAGCCUAUCCUGAGGAGCUAAUCCGCCAACGUCGUGGACAUGAUGGACAUACUGAAUAUCUGAUUCGCUGGAGCAUCCUUAGUUUGGAUGACAAUGUAGAAAAUACCACCCAUGCUGCUUCAACUGAGAACAAAAUGGAUAACAUUCUUAUGUGGAUGUCAGCAGAAGAAGUUUAUGCUAAUUGCCCCACACUCUUGGGUAAGAGGAAGCCUGAGGGGCAACGAGUAAAGGAGGAAAAGUCACCUAGCACAUUUCCACCUGAUGUCACAGUGGAUGAAGCUUCCCUGCACGAAAUGAAGGCUGAUGUCAGGAACCUGGUACAGCGUGCUAAUCGACAGAUGGCCAGGACAAGUGGUCCAGAGUCCUCCAUCCUUAAUACUGUCCAUGUGCUCAGUGCUUAUGCCAGCAUUGGCUCAUUGACAGGGGUCUUUAAGGAAACAGGUGCUCUGGAUCUGUUGAUGAAGAUGUUAUGUAAUGAGGAGAAGCAAAUACGUCGUAGUGCAGGCAAGAUGCUGAGAGCUUUGGCUUCUCAUGAUGCAGGAAGUCGCGCUUAUGUUCUUUUGUCCCUGAGCCAGCAAGAUGGUAUUGAACAGCACAUGGAUUUUGACAGUCGUUAUACUCUUUUGGAGCUUUUUGCUGAGACUACAUCCUCUGAAGAGCACUGUAUGUCCUUUGAAGGGAUCCAUCUUCCUCAGAUUCCAGGGAAGCUGCUGUUUUCUCUAGUGAAGCGUUAUCUGUGUGUUACUUCCCUCAUGGACAAGUUAAACAGCACCACAGAACUGGUAGGGGAACAUCAGGACUCUUCAGCCCCCAGUUCAACCUUUGGGGAAAAGAGCCGGGUACAACGGGAGUUUGAUUUCAGCAUGGCCAUGGCUAACCUAAUUUCAGAGCUAGUCCGGGUCAUGGGCUGGGAUCGCAGCCAAGAAAGGGAACUUCUGUCUCUGACAAAUGCGCAGCCUCGAAUUAUUCGAUCCAUCUUCCAGCCCAAGGGUUCCACUUGUACUGCUGUUCAGGUGCCUUUAGUAACUUCAAACCCUUCACCAAGAAAAAAGCAAGGACAACCAUUUUUGACCCUGUCAGAUUUUUCCAGUCGCAGCAGCUAUGUUGAGUAUGUGCAAGAGAAUCUUAAGCCAGGAAUGACUGUGCGGAUGUUGGAAGAAUACGAGGAGAUUGAUGCUGGGGAUGAGGGUGAAUUUCGUCAGAGCAAUAGUGGAAUGCCUCCUGUACAGGUUUUGUGGCAGUCCACUGGCCGGACCUAUUGGGUGCACUGGCACAUGAUAGAAAUUAUUGGCUCUGGGGAGCAAAAUGAAGAGGAUGCUGCACAAGAAAAAGUAUCUAGUUUAACGGAGAACCUGAAACUGCCCACAGCUACUCAGACAUUCUACUGCAAACCUCUUGGGGGACUUUACUGCUUGCCAUACCUAAUGGAUCACCUAAAUGAGAAUUCUGGGAUGUUGAGCCGGGCAGAAUGGUGGGAGCUACUUUUUUUCAUUAAAAAGCUAGAACAACAUGAACAACAGGAAUUUAUUCAGUUCAUCCAGAAGAAUCAUGAAGAACAGCUGUUGGAACUAGAUGAAGAGGGCCUGAUUCAGCUGUCAAUAUCAAUAGAGUUGGCUCGGAAACUCUUGCCACUCUUAAGCAAAUACUGUCAAGGCUGCACCCAAAAUGACUUGCAGAACUCCCACAUCUAUCUCAAAUAUACCUUCGGCAAGGGAGGGACAGAGCAAGGCUGCCAAAGUGUGGACAUGGCCUCUACAAAAGAUAGUGGCCUUUCCGAAGCCAUGGUUUCCAAAAAACCAAAGGAGUCACUCUCUGCUGAAGUGUCUUCUCCAGUGCCAUCCAUGACAGAGAAGACUGACACACAGCUGAUUAAUGAACUUCUUGAAGUAGAAGGACUUUCCUUCCCAGACAUACUAGAUGAAAAAGCCAAAGCUUUCUACAGUGUGAAGGUGUCAGGAAAGAGGAACUCCUUGGAGAAGCUUGCAGAUAUUGUAGACAUAAUACAGAAAUCUAGUUCUGAGGUUGCACUGCAGAUGGCUGGACUCAGAUUCAUUAUCAAGAUCUUGGAAGAUGAACCUGGUCAAGAAAGACAAAUAAUUAAAGUAGAAGGUGGAUCCUCAAUCAGAGAGAAGAUGGUGAAGAUGCUGGUGGAACUGCUCAGUAACCAACUGAAGGAGAAAUUGUUGAUGGUGACAGCAUUAAGACUGCUUUAUGUGUUAAUGGCGAAGUAUGAUUGGCGAGUCCUUUUUGCCACAGAAGGCGGGGUGCGUGCUGUGCUGGGCUGCAUGCAGGAGUAUUCCACUUCAGCAUUGGUACAGCAGGCUGGCUUGGCAGCAUUAAAAGUAUUGGUGGGUGCUGGGAAUUGCGAGCUACUUGGUACCAGUGGGAAGUCAUACCCUCUGAAUCAUUCGGAUGCCCAAAUGAUGCGGGAAAUUUUUGCCAGCAUUGGUUCUGCUUCCAACAAAGAAUCUGAUAAUUUACUAUGUGUAAUUCGGGUUGCUAUUGAGAAGAUGUUGGCUACACGUGGAGCCUCAUCAGCAGUGCAGAAUGGGCUGUUGGUGUUAAACAUGCUGAUCAACAAUCACAAGGGCCUGGCAGAACAGUUGGGAAGCUGUGACCUCCACUCAGUCUUGCAGAGUUGCUGCCAAACAGGCCAGAGCUCCAACGAGAUGUUGGCUCGUAUAGUGCUCAAUCGUUUGGCUGAGCAUAAAUUGCCAUUGAGCCAGGAGAAUGCAGAAUCUGAAGCCUCCUUUGUGUUCAAAGAUAUGGAUGUACCAACCCUGCUGAGAAACCUCCAUGAAACCAGCUUUUCAAAAGAUGUGGUGCUAGCACUGGAGCACUGCCUUUGUGAUGAGGGUGUCUACCCUGAGGGAAAUGGAACUGACUUUUUGCCAGAUCAUGAGCACUUCUUGCUGCUGCUGAAAACCCUAGAACAGUUGGGAGCUGAGAAGACUGUCCAGAUGGGCAUGCUGAGGAUUUUGAAUAAGUUUUUGGAUAGUUCUCAAGAGGAUGCAUUGCCCUGGCACGAGUGCAUUGAGCCUUGUCUGUCCUCAAUGAGUGCCCACAGUAGUGAACGGGAGGUUGUGCAGGAGUUCAUCCGUUUCCUGCAUCGUUUAGCUACUACCAACAAAGACUGUGCUGUUGUGAUGUGUCGGGUAGGCACAAAGGAAGCUCUGACCAAAGCUAUGGACAAGCACAACUCCAACCUGUUGUUGGUGACGGAGCUGCGGGACCUUGUGACUGAUUGUGAGAAAUAUGCUAGCCUUUAUAAGAAGAUGACAACCAGUAUCUUGGCUGGUUGCAUUCAGAUGGUUCUGGGGCAGAUAGAGGAACAUAGGCGAAGUCACCAGCCUAUUACUAUCCCCUUUUUCGAUGUUUUCUUGCGCAACCUUUGCCAAGGUUCUAAUGUAGAGGUGAAGGAAGACAAGUGUUGGGAGAGGAUAGAAGUCUCUUCCAAUCCACAUAGAGCCAGCAAACUGACAGACAAAAACCCAAAGACCUAUUGGGAGUCUAAUGGUAGCACAGGUUCCCAUUACAUCAAUAUCUUCAUGCACCGUGGAGUCAUAGUCAGGCAGAUGACUUUAAUAGUAGCUAGUGAAGAUUCCAGCUAUAUGCCAGCUCGGAUUGUUGUGAUGGGAGGAGAGAACACUUCUAGCAUCACUACUGAGCUCAAUACUGUGAAUGUCCUACCUACAGCUAACAGGGUAGUUCUUCUGGAGAAUAUGGUCCGCUUCUGGCCAAUUAUACAGAUCAAAAUUAAGCGCUGUCAACAGGGCGGCAUUGACACACGGGUGCGUGGCAUUGAGGUGCUGGGUCCCAAGCCCACCUUCUGGCCCAUCUUCAGAGAGCAGCUGUGCCGGCGUACAUACCUCUUCUACACCACCAAGGCACACACUUGGUGCCAGGAAAUCUUAGAAGAUCGGAUGCAGCUGCUGCAGCUUUUCAACAGAUUGAACAGUGCCUUGCGCCACGAGCAAGUAUUUGCCAAUUGCUUCCUUCCUGAUGAUGAGGCUGCCCAGGCUCUAGGCAAGACCUGUUGGGAGGCCCUGAUCACCCCCUUGGUGCAGAGUAUCACCUCUCCAGACUCUAGUGGCAUCAGCCCUAUGUCAUGGCUGCUAACUCAAUACUUGGAAAAUUUGGAGGCAGCCCGGAAUUCCAUGAGCCGAGCUUCCAUCUUCAAUUCCCGUGUUCGGCGUCUUAGCCACCUGUUGGUGCAUGUGGAUUGUACUGGCCCUGAACCUGAGGAGCUGAAGCCUCCUGUUAAAUCCAAUGGGAAGAAUGGUAAGAACAAGGAGUCAAGCUCAGGAGUUGUAAAGCCAGCAGUGAAUAAACCCAGCUGUGUGACAGGCAUCACCCAAUGCUGGAAAGACGUAGUACAGCAGCAGGUGAAAUGUUUCUUGGAGUCCUCCUGGCAGAACCCUGACUUUGUGGAACGAUAUUGCAGCACCUACCAGCGCCUCCGUACUGCCAUGGAGGAGCUUUUUGGACAGCAGAUCUCCUUCAUGCUGGCCUUAUGCCACGGUUUCUCUGGAGCCUUGUUGCAGCUCUCCUUCCUGACGGCCAUGCACGUGAGUGAGCAGUUUGCCCGUUACAUUGACUGGUGGAUCCAAAAGAGCUGGGCAGAUUCGGGUAAUGUGGAGACACUUCAAUGCCUACAGCAGAGCCUGGAGCCCAUCCUCUUCCUAGCAGACCUGGAGUUGGCCAACACUUUUGAGCGAUUCUACCGAUACUACCUAGGAGACCGUCUUCUGUCUCAAGGGAAGACAUGGAUGGAAUCUGCUGUAGUGGAGCACAUUGGGAUCUGCUUCCCCAACCGUUUCCCACAGCAGAUGCUGAAGAACUUGAGUGAGCUGGAGGAGCAGCAGCAACAGUUUCAUCUUUUCCAGUUGCAGCAGCUGGACAAGUAUCUGCUGGAACUAGAUCAGCAUGGAAAUCAUGAAGAGGAGGAGGAAGAAGGCGAGAUGAUGGAGAAGCCUUUUUCUCAGGAGGAAGAGGCAGAAGUGAAGGUAUUGGCUUUGUCUCCACGCUGUUGGACGAUCUCUCCCCUCUGCUACCUGGAAGACCCUGCCAGAUUUUUUCCAUCCUCCCUCAGCCAGCAGCUGAGAAAGUUUGCAGACUUUUAUACCCAGAGUAGGAGCCACUUCGGGCUGGAGCAUACAAAGCCACAGCGUUUACAAUGGACGUGGUUGGGCCAUGCUGAGCUACAGUACCAGGGCUGCAUCCUGCAGGUGUCCACCCUGCAAAUGUACAUUCUUCUGUGCUUCAACCAUACCGAGGAAGUUUCUGUGGAUACAUUAUUAGAAGUCACAGGUCUUUCUCCUGUCCUCCUAAGUCAUGCACUGAAACCUCUGACAAAGGAGAAUGGGAUCCUCACCCAGAGGCAGAGUAUUUUGAGGCUGAAUGAGGGGGCACCAGGCCAGGAGUCCAGUCAGCGCCUGUGGCUCUUGCCCAAACAGAUGUAUUUGAACGUGGAGGAAAAUGAGGGCUGUGCUCUAGAGAAGAAGAGGAAUACCAUUUGCUGUCUCCUUGUCCAGAUCUUGAAGGAGGAGAAAGAGAUGCAUAUUGACAACCUGGUAUUCAAGGUGAUUGAUGCCUGCCAGAAACGAGAGUCUGGCUGUACCCAGAAAUUUUUGAACUUUUGCUGCAGUAGCACAGAUGUCCUCUCUUGCAUCCUGCAUCUGCUGAGCCAGGGUUACAUCCAACGCCAGGAGGACAACCCACAUAUCCUGGAGUACAUCUCAGCAGAGCCCACCACACCUCACCGGGGCCAAGCUCAGCUUACUUUUCAAAACAUUACUUGCCAAAAACAAAAGUCUCCUUCUGGGAUAGAUACAACCAACAGAUUGGAUACCUUUGGCCUUGGCACAGAACAGGUUCUGAUGGAGACGGUGCUCUUGCCUAUGGGACGCACCAUGAGUCAAGAAGAGGUUGAGCUGCUGAUGACCCAAACAGUGGAGAAGGUGUCAGAUACGCUAAGCACGACUGCAGAUAUAGCUCAGCAUCUGCUCAUACACUGUAAGUGGAAUGUGGAUGUUCUGAUUCAGCGCUACACAGAAGACCAAGACUUGCUGCUGUUUUCCUCAGGGCUGCAAGUGCGAAACCCUCAGCCGCCUUCAAGCCCUGUCACCCACUGUCCAGUGUGUGUGAAUCUGCUGAGCGAAGUGGACAAUCUGCCUGUUCUCUGUUGCAUGCACUACUGCUGUAAGUCCUGCUGGAAUGAAUACUUGACUACUCGGAUUGAACAAAACCUGAUUCUGAAUUGCACAUGUCCCAUUUCUGAUUGCCCUGCGCAGCCCACUACUGACUUUAUCCGCUCUAUCAUUUCCUCCAAAGAGGUCAUUGCCAAGUAUGAGAAAGCCCUUCUAAGAGGUUACGUUGAAUGCUGUUCAAACCUAACUUGGUGCACCAACCCUCAGGGCUGUGAUCAGAUCCUCUGCAAGGAAGGCCUUGGCUGUGGAGAAGCCUGUUCAAAGUGCUCUUGGAUCUCCUGCUUCAGCUGCAAUUUUCCUGAAGCUCACUAUCCUGCCAGCUGCAGUCACAUGUCUCAAUGGAUGGAUGAUGGUGGUUUCUAUGAAGGAAUGACGGUAGAAGCCCAGAGCAAGCACCUGGCCAAACUCAUAUCCAAACGCUGCCCCAGCUGCCAAGCUCAAAUAGAGAAAAAUGAGGGCUGUCUGCAUAUGACUUGUGCCAAAUGUAACCAUGGAUUUUGUUGGCGUUGCCUGAAACCUUGGAAACCAACCCAUAAGGAUUAUUACAACUGCUCUGCCAUGGUAAGCAAAGCAGCUCGACAGGAAAAGCGUUUCCAAGACUAUAAUGAAAGGUGCAUUUUUCAACAUCAAGCAAGGGAAUUUGCUAUGAACUUACGAAAUAGAGUUUCCACUGUCAGUGAUGUGCCACAGAUUCGGACAUUGACAUUUGUUGUGGAUGCCUGCAAAGUGCUGGAACAGGCACGAAAAGUCCUGGCGUAUUCCUGUGUCUACAGCUACUAUAACCAAGACACGGAGAAAAUGGAUAUAAUGGAACAACAAUCUGAGAAUCUGGAGCUGCAUACUAAUGCUUUGCAGAUCCUUUUGGAAGAGAUGUUGUUGCACUGCCAAGAUCUUGCCUCUUCCAUCCGGUUGCUCAAAGCAGAGCAUUUUAAUACCGGUUUAGAGUUGGUUCGCAGGAUCCAAGAACGGCUCCUGUCAAUUCUGCAUCAUGCUACUCAGGAUUUCAGAGUGGGAUUCCAGACCCGACAAAGCUCUGAACAGGGGGAGAUUAAGUUAUCCAAUGUACCUAAUGUCACUUCUGCUUAUAAAGAGCUGGUUUUUGAUGAAGGAUCUGAUUCACCUGAUACAGAUGAUGGGGGCAAAGAGGAAGAUGAGGAUGAAGAUGAGUAUGUUCCAGAGUGGCAAGAGGAGUAUGAUGAUGAAGAUCUUGAUGAUGAUAUUUCCUAUGAUGAUGAAUCAGAGAAUCUAGAGAGAGAUUCCUUUUUUUUUGAAGAUGAAGAUGAACCAUAUGAUUAGGGUUCGCCUUCAGACUCCCCAAAUUCACCAACGAAUUCUGGAGAAGAGGAACCUUCAGGCAACCUUGUCCCUACUACUUUCUGCGUCUAUCAUUGUCAAAAACAGCAGGGAGAUGAUUUCAGUCAAGCGGGAGUCAAUUAUAUAAUCGUUUACAAUGAAGGACACUUUCUCUUUGAGAUAGAUACCUUGUGGCUGUUGGUAAAAUUCACUGUGCCUGAUUACAUAUGAAGUUCAUUAGCCAAACAAACAAAGGUGGGCAGUGAGGCUGCAGGACUGCAAGCUUUCUUGGGGAAUAAGACAAGGCUCCAGUCUAGAAAAAAGUCUGACCAUUGCCUCAACUCCAAUGUAGGCUUCAAUUUUAAAAGAGCACUAUAUAUCAUCAGUGAAAGUUUGCACAUCAUCCCUUCCCAUAUUCCCUGUACCUUAUUGCCCACUGGCUACUAUUAUGCAGAAGUUUUAUUUGACAAAUCUAUUUGAGUUUAUUAUUUUGCCCAGUACUGACUUAAAAUUCUAGAACAUAAUAGCAAUACAGCCUUAUUUAUGAGUGCCAGUUCAGUCAGUUUUGUUCUCCAGUAGUAAAUACAUGGAAGCCCUAAUAUGUGUGUCUGUGUGUGUAUGUACCCAUACAUGCAAUGUCUCUAAGGGGCCUCUUGUCUGCCGGAGCAAUUCUCAUUUCCAUUCUAGCACAGGUCCAAAACUAUGAAUGGAGAUUUUAAUUUCAUUUCAAUAUAACUUGUUCUGUAAGAUUCAGUGCACAGGGACAAUGGUACUCACUAAUUAGUGAAAAGCCAACUUAGGUCACUGAAUGUGUGUGAAUCACUUGAAUUGCAUCUCAGCAUCUGGGCUAAGAUUGUGUGAGUGUGUCUUUGUGUACAUGCGUGCAUUUGCACGCUUGCAUAGAAUGUUUGCCUAUGAAUGUUGAUAAAGCUGCUUUUUUUUUAAACAAACCCAAAUUCAGUUAAAAUGCCCUGCUCUGGCCCUGCUGGAUAAAUCUGUAGGUUGCCAAUGUUCUGAACUGAAAUGGUUUUGUAUUUUGUAUGGAACUCUUUCAUGAAGAGAUUUUUUUCUUUAGUGUUCCUUUGCCAUUUGGAAUGCAUUCUGCGAUGGGAAUUCCGCAGGAUGUAGAGGUUCAGAGGGUUCAUAUGUAUAAUAUAAACACAUAUAUAAAUAUGUGUGUGUGUGUAUGCAGGAGCUAAAAUUGUUCAGAGUAUUAUGCUUUAUCUUUUCUUGAAAAUGAAAAAAGACAAAUUAUACAACUUCUGUUUAUGAAAUAAACUGGUUUUCUUCUGUU
This is a messenger RNA of Candoia aspera, 8929 nucleotides long. Its product is annotated as cullin-9-like. Lineage: Eukaryota; Metazoa; Chordata; Lepidosauria; Squamata; Candoiidae. The record is from RefSeq and is a predicted model, not a curated record. The coding region runs from base 91 to 7638 and encodes 2515 amino acids. The transcript has 41 exons. Gene Ontology annotation, molecular function: zinc ion binding; ubiquitin protein ligase binding. Gene Ontology annotation, biological process: ubiquitin-dependent protein catabolic process.